Messenger RNA from Ustilago hordei, 1101 nucleotides. RefSeq lists its product as uncharacterized. Gene Ontology annotation, cellular component: peroxisomal importomer complex; peroxisomal membrane. Bases 1 to 1101 code for a protein of 366 amino acids. Gene Ontology annotation, biological process: protein import into peroxisome matrix, docking. The transcript has a single exon. NCBI's taxonomy places the organism in Eukaryota, Fungi, Basidiomycota, Ustilaginomycetes, Ustilaginales, Ustilaginaceae. The record is from RefSeq and is a predicted model, not a curated record. Gene Ontology annotation, molecular function: signaling receptor binding.
AUGUCGGACCCAUCCACUUCCGCUGUUGGCGCACACCAGGAGCAGCAGGUCAGCACCGGACCUGUCCGUCAAGACAUGGUCGCCAGCGCUGUCAGCUUUCUUUCCGACCCAAAGGUGCAAUCCUCGUCAAUUUCGCAGCGAGUCAGCUUCCUCGAAUCGAAAGGACUUCGACCCAACGAGAUCGACGAGGCCAUCCGUCAAGCUGGUCAGUCACAAGCAGGAGGAUCUUCCGGCUACGCAUCUUACGCUGCCGGACCACCCUCGCCCUACUACGGCGGAGCACCCUACAGAGCCUAUGCAGGCGCAGCACAAACACAGCAGCAAGGCCGUGACUGGAGAGACUGGUUCAUUAUGGCAGUCGUAUCCGGUACUAUCGGCUACGGUGUCAUCUCACUCGCCAAGAAGUACCUGAUGCCACACCUCCAACCACCUAAUGCCAACGUGCUUGAAGCGGAUCUUGAGACUCUUACCGCAAAGUACGAUGAAGUUGCCAGCCAGCUCCAAGCGCUUGAUGCCCAAACCCUUGCCGUCAAGCAAGGUCUGGACGAGCAAAAGGCAGAAGUGGAGAAGAGCAUCAAGGAAGUCGAAGAUUGUGUCAAGAGUGUCCGCGACAACGAGAAACGCAGGGAUGGAGAACUGGACCGUAUCCGAGACGACGUGGACGGCAUCCGCAAGGAACUUGGCGGCCUGUUCGAAAAGUCGAAGCAAGCACAGACCAACUCGUUGUCAGAGCUGCAGUCGGAACUCAAGUCGCUCAAGUCGUUGCUGGUGUCCAGAGGAACCGUAGGUGGAGCGACUGGUGGAGCUGCACUAGCGCCUCCUAGGCCUUACGGUGUUGGUGGUUACGGCGCUGGAUCGUAUGGUUCGCCAACGAUUGGUACGCCCACAGGAGACGCUAGCCCACCUCACAUCCCUAAGCCUACCAUUCCCGCUUGGCAGCUUGCUGGAGCCGGGUCGGGCGCCAGCGGUACGACUACGCCUAGCGCGACGGCGAACAAGACAACAGAUGCAGAGACGAGCAAACCUUCAGAGCCGACACUGGCCGAUCCUGCUGAGGAGAUGUCGAAGAGCGACGAAAAGGUCAAGGACACCAGCGAGUAG